Molecule: messenger RNA, 1284 nt
Organism: Rubroshorea leprosula
Lineage: Eukaryota; Viridiplantae; Streptophyta; Magnoliopsida; Malvales; Dipterocarpaceae
Source: the annotation of a GenBank genome assembly
AAUCAAGACGACAAUAGAAGAAGCUCAUGAUUUAAGUGCCAUGACUGUUGAGAUGUUGCAAGGGAAGCUUCUUACACAUGAAAUGGCCAUGAAAAAUGAUGAAAGUGAUGAUGAUUCUCGGAAGAAGAAAUCUGUAGCUUUCAAAAGCUCCUUUAAAGAUGAAAGUGACAGUGAUGAAAAGGAUGAUGAAGAAUUUAUAGUGCUUACUCGAAAGUUUAAGAGUUUCCUAAGGAAAGACAAGCUGAAGAAUCAAGGACAACAAAAGAAAAACUACAAAAGCAGUAAAGGAAAGGGAGAAUGUAGUAAAAAGGAUGAAAUUAUCUGCUACAAAUGCAAGAAAGCUGAACAUAUUAAAUCUGAGUGUCCAAACAAUGAUGAAAAAAGUCUAAAAGCCAAAAAGAAAAAGAAGGCAAUGGUUGCCACUUGGAGUUGCAGUGAGGACUCAUCUUGUAGUAAAGAAGUAAGUGACAUGGAAGCUCAUAUUUGUCUCAGGGCAAAUGAUGACACAGAUGAGUUUUGUGAAAGGCAAAUCCAUUUUCGCGUUUCUGCUCUUCCCGACCCCCUGCAACCGGCCAAAAGCCCCAGCUGCUGCCACCCAUUUCCGGCUCAAAAACCAGUAGGAAGCUUGGGGAUUUCUCCUUAUUUUCUUGUUCUAGGACUGAAAGUGAACCCAGAAAUCUCUCCCCUUUUCAGAAAAUCUGGAUCUGCUCUGUUCUGCUCUGUCCGGUUGCUGCUCUUGCCGGUUGUGGGUGCAAAUUCCUUUGAAUUUUCGCCUCGUGAAUUGCCCCUGCAGAUUGCCGCCGGCUCCCUCACCAGCCAAGCCCAGUUUCUGCAGCUGGAAAUUCUGGAAGCGAAACCGAGGACGGGAAAACCACGGGAAGUGACGAGUUAGAAGGCUAGCCAUUUCAAGAUUGAUAUAGAUUUUAGAAAUAAAUCAUGCUUUUGUAAGAUAGAUUUUACCUUGAGAUUUUGAGCUUAAGUGUAAUACCCCAAAAUUUCCAGAGCAUUAAAGUGUGAAUUAGGGACCUAAUUGUGAAGAAAUACUAUUAAUGAAUUUAAUGGCAAAAAUUUUCAAAGUUCGGGGACUAAAAAGAAAGGAAAUUAGGAUAAGGAUCAGCUGAUAUUUUCAUUCCUUUUCUUCCUAGCCAUACACGUUUCUGCUCUGCUCUUCUUCUUCGUGCAGCCCGAAAAGCCCCCCCCAAAGCCACCGACUUCCUCUUCCUUUGGAAACCGAAAAAAGGGCUUGAAAUUCUCCUUCUUUCUUGUUCAAUAACCAGAUUUAGG